GCAGUCGCGGCCGCAGGAAAACAAAUUUUGCUGUUUCCUCCUUGGCUGUAUUGAGUUGUGUGUCAAAGGCUAGGCGAGAGAGGUGGGAGGGAAGAAUCAAGAAAGUCUCUCAUUGGCAAAUGUCAGUAUCUCUCCCCGCUCUUUCUCUGUCACCUCCACUUCCUUUCCUCUGGUCAAAGCUAAAAUAUUACCACGAGAAUUCUCUCUUUUUUCUCCACAUCUUCCCGUUCUGUGCUCUGUAGUUUACUCUCAUUCAUCCCAAUCCCAUCACUUCGAUUAGGGUUUUCGUUCCCAAGCUCUUAUCUACCCUGUCACCUCUCCACCUUUGUGUUUUCUUUUGGCGGACUCCGAUUCUGGAGCCUCCUGCCAACUGUCCAUUAGCCCAUACUUGAGAUUCUCACUUGGGUUUUGCCUUAUAGCUGCCAAUUUGCAUAUUGAAACUGCGAAGAGCUGAAAAAGGUCUGGCCUUUGCUUGAUGGUGAGAGGGAAGGAGUAAAAGUUGGAGGACGGCUGUGCAGCUGGUUGGAUUUCCGCGCCACUAGAGAAAGUAUGUACAUGUGAAUAUUGGGCUCCAUUUCUGAACUGAAUUUGAUCCCGCAUUUGAUUGUAGACGGGAGAAAAUAGAUCUUAGCUCCUCUCCAGUUAGUGCGGGGAAGUUUAGUUGAUGCUGCAGAUUUGAAUCGAAAGGUGUAAACUUUUUGUGUAUGCAAUAACUUCUGUACUUGAUGAAUCCAUGAAGGCUCUGAUUAGGCUUUAAAGUUCAUGUGGUGCAAUCUUGAAAGUGUUAUUAUUGCAGCUGUGCAUGUUCUUGCUAUAACAUUGGAUCAAUGUGUUUCAGCCAGGUAUAGCCGAGUAAUUGUGGUUUGUACUGUUUGCAGGGAUUUGAUACUGGCUUGGUGAAAGAAAGGUAUGCAUUGAGAAAUGUCACUCAGACUUCCUGCUCCCAAGGCGGCUGAGUAUGCAAUUGGCUCUAUAGGCCUUGGAUAUGACAUUGCAGUCGAUCUGAGAUUGAAGUACCGGAAAGGAGAUGUUAAUGAUUCACGCUUAAUUGAGAUUGAUGAAAAUGGUGGUCGGGAGAUUGUAUUGCCGGGCGGGAUUGUCAUCCCGAAUGUUCCGAAAUCAAUAAAAUGUGAUAAAGGAGAAAGAACACGGUUUAGGUCCGAUGUUCUCUCAUUCCAGCAGAUGUCCGAGCAGGUCAACCAGGAGACGUCUAUAACAGGAAAAAUCCCCUCCGGGCUCUUCAAUACCAUGUUUGAGUUCUCAGGCUGCUGGCAGAAAGAUGCUGCUAACACCAAAACCCUUGCUUUUGAUGGGGUGUUCAUUACACUGUAUACUGUGGCACUGGAGAAGUCUCAGAUCGUUCUCCGUGAUCAUGUUAAGAAGGCUGUCCCGUCAUCAUGGGAACCAGCUGCCCUGGCCAAGUUUAUUGAGACGUUCGGAACACAUAUUAUUGUUGGUGUCAAGAUGGGUGGAAAGGAUGUAAUAUACAUAAAACAGCAGCACUCAUCAACUCUUCAAACUGCUGAUAUGCAGAAAAGAUUGAAAGAAAUGGCAGAUAAAAGAUUCUCAGAUGUAAACAGCCAGUCUUCUGAACCAGUAUAUCAAAAUAACAAGUUUGAGAUAAGAGAGCAGCGGUUGAGGUUUGCUGAUACCAGUCCUUCGAGUUCUUAUUCUAACAAGGAGGACAUCACAAGAAUAUACAAGAGGAGGGGUGGAAAUGACAAUGGCUACCGUUCACACAGUGAGUGGUUAAACACCGUACAAUUAGAGCCUGAUGCGAUCUCUAUGUCAUUCAUCCCUAUUACUUCCUUGUUGAAUGGAGUCCCAGGGAGUGGGUUCUUGAGUCAUGCCAUAAAUCUCUAUCUAAGAUAUAAACCCCCAAUUGAAGAGUUACACCAGUUUUUGGAAUUUCAGCUGCCAAGGCAGUGGGCCCCAGUGUUCAGUGAGCUCCCGCUUGGCCCACAACGUCGGCAACAUAGCAAUGCAUCACUACAGUUCAGCUUUAUGGGCCCUAAGCUGUUCGUGAACACAAUUCCAGUUGAUGUGGGUCAGAGGCCGGUGACUGGCCUUAGACUUUACCUCGAGGGGAAAAGAUGCAACCGCUUAGCCAUACAUUUACAGCAUCUGUCGUCUCUCCCGAAGAUCUUCCAACUCAAAGACGACCCAGAUGGUAAUUUCCGCCAAGAGUCCUACGACCGUAAAUAUCACGAGAAGGUUCAAUGGAAGCACUUCUCACAUGUCUGCACAGCUCCAGUCGAGUCCGACGAGGAUCUCAACAUAGUAACAGGCGCCCGGUUACAAGUGGAGAACUCUGGGUUCAAAAGCGUUCUGUUCCUGCGGCUUAGAUUCUCAACUGUGUCGGGUGCUGCAGUUCUGAAGCAUCCCGAGUGGGAUGGCUCCCCAGGAUUGGCAGCUAAAUCUGGGUUGAUAUCUACAUUGAUCAGCCAUCACUUCACUUCAGUACAGAAGCCAGCUCCAAGACCAGCCGACGUCAACAUAAAUUCAGCUGUAUACCCUGGGGGUCCGCCGGUCCCAGUUCAAGCCCCCAAGCUUCUGAAGUUUGUGGACACAACAGAGAUGGCUAGAGGGCCACAGGACAAUCCUGGCUACUGGGUUGUUUCUGGGGCGAGGCUCAUGGUCGAGAAGGGCAGGAUCUCUCUUCGUGUCAAGUAUUCCUUGUUAACUAUUGUUUCUGAUGAUGAUGAUGAUGAUGAUUUGGAAGCAGUAGACACACUUCGAUGAUCGUUUCACUCGUGUCUAGCAAUCCAGCAGGCAAAGAAGAUAUCAAUGACAGACUCCAGCAAAGAACAUAACAAGGAAAAAGCUUGAAACGCUGCGAAGCUUGGAGCUUGAUCGCGAUGAUUAUGCACUUUCGGGCUCCAAGGUAUGUACAAAAUGGAGAUGGUUCCAAGUGAACUCGUGGACCUAAGUUGCUGUCGACGACGACGAUUUCCUCUGCUAGAGUGUACUGUAAUCCUUGUGUGGUAGAUUUCUCCUCAUUGUGCCUUGAGUUGGGAUUACACAGGGACAAACAAGUGUAUUUUUGGCGUUCCUCUCUGUGAGACGCCCAUGUCUUUUACCUCUUAUUCAUUGUUAUCAUUAUUUUCCGGCAAUCACAGGUAGCGAGGAUCAGUUCAGUUGGAGCGCAGUGGUAAUCACAUUCAAUCUGUUCUUAGAAUAUCAUACUUAGGAAGGGGAUAUAGCAUCACAAAUCCAAUUAGAAACCCUACUCCAGUGGAAGAAUCUUAACUCAAUAGUAAUGUCUCUGAUCCUGCUAAAAAAAUGUUUUCUUUAAA
Messenger RNA from Linum trigynum, 3296 nucleotides. The record is from the annotation of a GenBank genome assembly. Lineage: Eukaryota; Viridiplantae; Streptophyta; Magnoliopsida; Malpighiales; Linaceae.